Cannabis sativa is the source of this 1282-nucleotide messenger RNA. Its product is annotated as 2-oxoglutarate-dependent dioxygenase DAO. Lineage: Eukaryota; Viridiplantae; Streptophyta; Magnoliopsida; Rosales; Cannabaceae. The transcript is spliced from 2 exons. The record is from RefSeq and is a predicted model, not a curated record. Gene Ontology annotation, biological process: auxin catabolic process. Gene Ontology annotation, molecular function: dioxygenase activity; indole-3-acetaldehyde oxidase activity. The coding region runs from base 51 to 1022 and encodes 323 amino acids.
CACACAUAUAUAAAUACUAGUGUCUCUAUACAAAGGAAAUUAAAAAAAAAAUGGAGAAUAAUGAUGAAGUGAUUAAUAUUGUAAUGGAAGAGAGUGAUAAUAGUAAGAGUAAUAUUCCAGUGAUUGAUAUGAGAGAGUUUGAAGACUUAUUAGAUUCAGAAAAAGCUUACCAGAAACUGAGGGAAGCUUGUGAGGAAUGGGGUUGUUUCAGGAUCAUCAACCAUGGAAUUCCCACACCUCUAAUGUCUGAAAUGAAGACUGUUGUUCGUUCUCUGCUUGAUCUCCCCGAAGAGAUUAAGCAGAGAAACACUGACGUCGUAACCGGAAGCGGUUACAUGGCGCCGUCUCUAAUGAAUCCUCUUUAUGAGGGUUUAGGCCUCUAUGAUUUUGGUUCACUAGAGGCCCUUAAUUCAUUUUUUGACCAAUUGGAUGCCUCAUCUUAUCAAAGAGAUGUAAUUGAAAAGUAUGCUAAAGGAGUACAUGAGAUGGCCAUGGACAUGGGAAGAAAAUUAGCAAAGAGCCUUGGUGUAAAAAAAAUUGAUCCACUUAAGGAAUGGGUUUGCCAAUUCAGAAUAAACAAGUACAAUUUCAGCCCUGAAUCAGUGGGAUCUUCUGGGGUUCAAUUACACACAGAUUCUGGUUUCUUGACUGUUCUACAAGAAGAUGAAAAUGUUAGUGGACUUGAGAUCAUGAACAAAAAUGGUGAUUUUGUGCCUAUUGAGCCAUGCCCAGGAACUCUAUUACUCAAUCUUGGUGAUGUUGCUAAGGCAUGGAGCAAUGGGAGAUUCUGCAAUGUGAAACAUAGAGUACAAUGCAAAGAAGCAUCAAUUAGAGUAUCAAUAGCUUCAUUUCUUUUGGGACCCAAAAAUGGAACAGUGGAAAUUCCUCAAGAGCUUGUAGAUGAUGAACAUCCUUGUCUCUAUAAACCUUUCAUUUAUGAAGAGUACAGGAGUCUCAGAUUAUCCGAGAAAUUGCAUACUGGUGAAGCUCUUCAAUUCAUAGAAACUCACAAUAUUGCCUAGGGAACAAAACCAACUGGUCUUUCUUUUUUAAUAUGAUAAGAAUAAGAGUUUACUUUAAAAUGGUGCAAGGGUUAGCCUAAGAGUUGAGUUAAUUGUAUGUACCUCAAUUCCUAAUAUGCUUAAGAAUUACUGUUUAUAUUUAAAGAAAGAAAGUUAAGGCCCCAAAAUGAGGUUUGUGACCAAAUUGUUGAGCUGUACUGUAAUGUUCCCUUUACCUUAAUGAAAACUAAUGUAAUAUGAUGAUGAUUACGUUGAGUAUU